GGGUUUGUGGGAGUAGGGGUUGGUGGGUGGAAAGAGUUUGGCUGUAGUCUUCUGCAUUUCACACAUUCUGUAUUUUGUUCUCUCUCCCUCUCUCUCUUUCUGUCUCUCUCUCUCUGUCUCUCUCUCUCUCUCUCUCUCUCUCUCUGUCUCACACACACACACACACACGCACACACACACAAACACACACAGUCACUCACACACACUCACACACGAGCACACCCGGGUCCCUUUCGGUGUGUCUUCCUUCAAGAUGACAGGGCGCUGGAGAAAAGGCUGCUGGAAUCAGCUGGUGAAAGCCCAACCUCUGUGGUUCUUAAUGCCUCAGCAGGAUUAUUUUCACUAAAGAUGGAAACACUGGAGUCUGAAUUGACCUGUCCAAUCUGCCUCGAGUUGUUUGAAGACCCCCUUCUGCUCCCUUGUGCUCAUAGCCUCUGCUUCAGCUGCGCCCACCGCAUCUUGGUCUCCAGCUGCAGCUCUGGUGAAUCCAUUGAACCCAUUACCGCUUUCCAGUGUCCCACGUGCAGGUAUGUUAUCUCGCUGAACCACCGGGGCCUGGAUGGCCUCAAGAGGAAUGUGACCCUGCAGAACAUUAUUGACCGCUUCCAGAAGGCUUCAGUCAGUGGGCCCAAUUCCCCAAGUGAGAGCCGCCGGGAGAGGACUUACAGGCCCAGCACCACCAUGUCUAGUGAGCGAAUUGCUUGCCAGUUCUGUGAGCAGGACCCGCCAAGGGAUGCAGUGAAAACCUGCAUCACCUGUGAGGUCUCCUACUGUGACCGUUGCCUGCGGGCCACACACCCCAACAAGAAACCUUUCACCAGCCACCGCCUGGUAGAACCAGUGCCAGACACACAUCUUCGAGGGAUCACCUGCCUGGACCAUGAGAAUGAGAAAGUGAACAUGUAUUGUGUAUCUGAUGACCAAUUGAUCUGUGCCUUAUGCAAACUGGUGGGGCGUCACCGAGACCAUCAGGUUGCAUCCCUGAAUGAUCGAUUUGAGAAACUCAAGCAAACUUUGGAAAUGAACCUCACCAACCUGGUUAAGCGCAACAGUGAACUAGAAAACCAGAUGGCCAAACUAAUACAGAUCUGCCAGCAGGUUGAGGUGAAUACUGCUAUGCAUGAGGCAAAACUUAUGGAAGAAUGUGACGAGUUGGUAGAGAUCAUCCAGCAGAGGAAGCAAAUGAUUGCUGUCAAAAUCAAAGAGACAAAGGUUAUGAAACUGAGAAAGUUGGCACAGCAAGUUGCUAAUUGCCGCCAGUGUCUUGAACGUUCAACGGUCCUCAUCAACCAAGCUGAACAUAUCCUGAAAGAAAAUGACCAGGCACGGUUUCUCCAGUCUGCAAAAAAUAUUGCUGAGCGGGUGGCUAUGGCAACUGCAUCUUCUCAAGUUUUGAUUCCAGACAUCAAUUUUAAUGAUGCCUUUGAAAACUUUGCUUUAGAUUUUUCCAGAGAAAAGAAACUUCUGGAGGGGCUAGAUUAUUUAACAGCCCCAAACCCACCAUCUAUCCGAGAGGAACUCUGUACUGCCUCCCAUGACACCAUUACAGUCCACUGGAUCUCGGAUGAUGAGUUCAGCAUCAGCUCCUAUGAGCUUCAGUACACCAUAUUCACUGGCCAGGCUAACUUCAUCAGUAAGUCAUGGUGUAGUUGGGGCCUGUGGCCAGAGAUAAGGAAAUGUAAGGAAGCAGUAAGCUGCUCAAGAUUGGCCGGGGCUCCACGAGGCCUGUAUAAUUCAGUGGAUAGCUGGAUGAUUGUGCCCAACAUUAAACAGAACCAUUACACAGUUCAUGGACUGCAGAGUGGGACGCGCUACAUCUUCAUUGUUAAAGCCAUAAACCAAGCAGGCAGCCGGAACAGUGAACCUACCCGACUAAAAACAAACAGCCAACCCUUUAAACUGGAUCCCAAAAUGACUCACAAGAAGUUGAAGAUCUCUAAUGAUGGAUUGCAGAUGGAGAAGGAUGAGAGCUCUCUGAAAAAGAGUCAUACCCCAGAGAGGUUUAGUGGCACAGGGUGUUAUGGGGCAGCAGGAAAUAUAUUCAUUGACAGUGGCUGCCACUACUGGGAAGUGGUCAUGGGUUCCUCGACAUGGUAUGCAGUUGGUAUUGCCUACAAAUCAGCUCCCAAGAAUGAGUGGAUUGGCAAGAAUGCCUCCUCUUGGGUCUUCUCUCGAUGCAACAGUAACUUCGUCGUAAGACAUAACAACAAGGAAAUGCUGGUGGAUGUGCCCCCGCAGUUGAAACGCCUGGGUGUCCUUCUGGAUUAUGACAACAACAUGCUGUCUUUCUAUGACCCAGCUAACUCUCUCCAUCUUCAUACUUUUGAUGUGACCUUCAUUCUUCCAGUUUGUCCAACAUUCACAAUCUGGAACAAAUCCCUAAUGAUCCUGUCUGGCUUGCCUGCCCCAGAUUUUAUUGAUUACCCUGAGCGGCAGGAAUGCAACUGCAGGCCUCAAGAAUCCCCUUAUGUUUCUGGGAUGAAAGCUUGCCAUUAAGUUUCAAGAGAGCAUAGAAUUCACUGGCUCUCCAGUUCAGCAGUUCUUCCCUCCUAAACUUCAGUUAGUGUUCAAUAUAUGAGAUACAAAAUAAAGUUUAUUUGAAGCAUCCAAAAUAA
Messenger RNA from Talpa occidentalis (Iberian mole), 2615 nucleotides. RefSeq names its product midline 2 (gene MID2). Gene Ontology annotation, molecular function: protein binding; zinc ion binding. The transcript has 10 exons. Bases 349 to 2496 code for a protein of 715 amino acids. The record is from RefSeq and is a predicted model, not a curated record. NCBI's taxonomy places the organism in Eukaryota, Metazoa, Chordata, Mammalia, Eulipotyphla, Talpidae.